AUGGUCUCUCCUCUGUUCCUGAGUCUCCUGUUCUUGAUUCCAGCUGCAGCAGGGACUGAAUGGGUUGGUAGUCAAUGUCCAGCAUGUGGGGUGCCUGGUUCAGAUCCUGAGGGACAGCGGGAAAUGCUGCUCAAUCUGGCAAAGCAAAAUAUUCUGGAUAAACUGCACUUAACUCAGCGUCCAACACUGAUCCAGCCUGUGUCCAGAGCCACCUUGAGGACUGCACUCCGGCGCCUCCACGGUCUCCGAGGAGGAAGGAUUCUGCCUGGUAGCACUUUAGGGGGUUCUGGGACUGGAGUUGAGGAACAGGAGUAUGAGAUCAUCAGUUUUGCUGAGACAGGCCACUCUAACACCAACAGGACCGUGCUGGAUUUCCAACUCUCCCAAGAUCAAACCAGUGGUAGCUUGGAGGUCCUCCAAGCCAGGCUGGGUUUCUUCUUGCAGAUUCCUCCCAAUGGCACAUGGACUAUGCACGUGAGGGUCUUGGGGCCUGGGCCACGGGACACCAACCUCACUUUGACCACCCAGCACCGGUUAGAGAUAGAUGCCAGUGGCUGGCACCAGUUUCUCCUGGGGCCAGAGGCCCAGGCUGCUUAUGGUCAGGGGCAUCUGACCCUAGAAUUGGAGGCCAAAGGCUGGGGAGUCCAGGGCCCAGUUGUCUUGGAAAAGGAUGCCCAUCAACCUUUUAUAAUAGCUCGGGUGAGAAUAGGAGGAAAGCACCGGAUUCAUCGUCGAGGCAUAGAGUGCCAAGGUGGGUCUCAGAUGUGUUGUCGACAAGAGUUCUUUGUAGAUUUCCGGGAGAUUGGCUGGCAUGACUGGAUCAUUCAGCCUGAAGGUUAUGCUAUGAACUUCUGUACAGGGCAGUGCCCACUACAUGUGGCAGGCAUGCCAGGAAUUGCUGCCUCUUUCCACACUGCUGUCCUCAACUUGCUCAAGGCUAAUGGGGCCCCAGGAACAACUGGAGGAGGCUCCUGCUGUGUCCCUACUGCCCGCCGCCCUUUGUCCCUUCUCUACUAUGACCGCGACAGCAACAUUGUCAAGACCGACAUCCCAGACAUGGUGGUGGAGGCCUGUGGCUGCAGUUAAUGUAUAUAAAAGGGAAGGAGGACA
Molecule: messenger RNA, 1110 nt
Organism: Gracilinanus agilis (Agile Gracile Mouse Opossum)
Lineage: Eukaryota; Metazoa; Chordata; Mammalia; Didelphimorphia; Didelphidae
Gene: INHBC
Product: inhibin subunit beta C
Exons: 2
Coding region: 1-1086 (361 amino acids)
Biological process (GO): BMP signaling pathway; SMAD protein signal transduction
Cellular component (GO): extracellular region
Molecular function (GO): hormone activity; growth factor activity; cytokine activity
Source: RefSeq, a predicted model, not a curated record